AUGAAGGUUUUCGCCCCGACCUAUUACUCAAGAAGAUGGGCCAACAAGCGGGCCACACACCUCUACGCCGACUUCGACCACAUAGCCAUCCCUCCGCCUCUUCUCCCGACCCCAACCGCCACAACCUCACCUUCAUCACAGUCCUCUUCGUCAAUCGAAACCGCUCCGUCCGCUCCACCAGCCGAGGAAUUCCAGGCUGUCGCCCAGGAGACAACAACCACAGACUUGGCGUCGGCCUGCCCCCUGGACACCCGCAAGCCCAGUCUUCCGCCGGGCACCUUCAUCGGCGAGAACUUGGCCCUUCGCCACCGCGAGGGCUACCAGUUCUCCCUCAAUCGAGUGCAACGGUACCUGUCGCACAUCUUUUCGUCCCACCUCUACGGAGAGCCGUGUAUCGUGAUUGCCGGGACCGACGAGGCGCGCCUCUUCUACGACAGCGACCACAUCACCAGAGCCGACGCAUUCCCGCGCUACUUGCGUAAGGCGAUGCAAGGAACGGCCACGGUGAUGUCCAUGGACGGCCCCGAGCACCUCCAGCGCAAGGCCGCCAUCAUGUCCUGCUUCACCGAUCAGCGCCUGGACGGCUUCGUGCGCCUAUGGGGUCGCCUGCUCGACGCCUACGUCAACAGGUGGGCCGCGCUGGAGCACUUCAGCUUCGCCCCGCAGCUGAUCCGCCUCCACGCUGAGUUCGCGCUGGCCUCCGUGCUCGGCGCAGUCGACGUCGCGCCGCGCCAGCUUGCCAAGCUCAGCCGCCGCAUGGUCCGGGCCGUCAAGAGCUCCGAGGGCAUGCCGCUCAACGUGCCCGGCAUGGGCUUGUGGCGGUCCAACAAGGCCAGGCGCGGCCUGGAGCGUUGCGCGCUCGAGCAGGUCCGCCGGGAGCGACAAACACACGGCGGCAGCAGCAGCAACGCAGGGCUGGGCGAUGACGAAAAGAAGAAGGCUGUGGCCGAACCAGCCGAGGUGGACGUGGCCGAGCUGGCGGUGGUGCGAACGAUGGCGCACGUGAAGGACCCGGAAACAGGCGAGCUGCUUCCAGAAGAGGUGGUGGCCUCCGAGCUGACCAACAUGCUCAUCCACACAAUGGGCAAUGCCUUCGUCGGCGUGUGGCUGAUCCACGCAUUCCACGAGAACCCGCACGUUUACAACAGCCUCCAGGCCGAGGUCGAGUUCGUGCACAGGUCGCACUCGGAGCCGAACUACUACGGGCGCAAGAGCUUCCUCGAGCGGCUCGACUACACAGAGUGCGUGGUGCGCGAGGUGAAGCGGUACUAUCCGAUGGUGCCCUUCAUCCCGGCCAGGGUCAAGAAAUCGUUCGCCUACUCCGGCCAUCUGUUCCCGAAGGGCUGGCUCGUGCUCCUGGGCAUUCCUGCGAUUCAUCUCGACGGCCGCGUCUACCGCGACCCAAGCUCCUUCUGUCCUGCAAGAUUCGAGGCAGAGGAGCACAAGGCUGUCGACGAACGCUACACAUCCGUACUUCAUGGUGGCGGCGACGAUGCGAAAACUAGCCAUCGCUGCCCGGGCGAGCAGCUGUCGACGCUGCUUCUCAAGUCCUUGGCUGCGCGUCUGGCCAAGGACUGCACCUGGCACUGGACCACGCCCCAGAUCCUCUCCUAUUCGCUCCUCAACACCCCGCCGACCCCGCUGGAUGGCAUGCUGGUCGACAGCUUCACCAAGACCGAGGCCACAGGACCCGACAUAGGUGUCGACCUGGCGCAGCCGCCGAUGGUGGUGGUGGCCGGUGCCGAUGUGGGCGCGCCGCCGUCCAGCGCUGUGGGCCAGAACGAGAGCACCGCCGGCCACAAGGCCACGACGGACGACCUGAACGGCAUCAACAACAGCAACAGCGAGGGCGGGCUGCCGACGACGGAGGUGGGCGACACCGAGGGGCCGGACUCGGCCGCCGCGAUGAAGAGGAGGCUGCGGCGCGCGCAGACAGACGGCGGCCUCCUCGCACCACCCGGCGCCGCGUGCCCCUUUGGCUACGGCCUCGCCGCACCCUCUACCCCGCUCAACCAAUAA
Molecule: messenger RNA, 2019 nt
Organism: Acanthamoeba castellanii str. Neff
Lineage: Eukaryota; Discosea; Longamoebia; Acanthamoebidae
Product: cytochrome p450 superfamily protein
Exons: 7
Coding region: 1-2019 (672 amino acids)
Biological process (GO): sterol metabolic process
Molecular function (GO): oxidoreductase activity, acting on paired donors, with incorporation or reduction of molecular oxygen; iron ion binding; monooxygenase activity
Source: RefSeq, a predicted model, not a curated record